AGACGUACUUUUUAUUUUCAGCCAUUCCUCAUUCAUUUUAUUUUAUUUUCUUUUCUUCUGUAUUCAAUGAUCUUUUUGUGGCACCUGGAAGGAUUUAAUCACUCAGUUCUUUUGAUGGAAUGAGUAUCUUCUCAGAAUUAGGUGGCUGAAAUGGCCCAACCAUCAGUGAUCCUCGCUACGGCCAGCUACGAUCACACAAUCAGGUUCUGGGAAGCCGAGAGUGGUCGGUGCUAUAGGACUAUUCAGUACCCAGAAUCUAAUGUCAAUCGACUUGAUAUAACCCCAAAUAAGAAGUACUUGGCUGCAGCUGGAAAUCCCCACAUUCGACUAUUUGACAUAAACUCCAGUGGCCACCAACCUAUCAUGAGCUAUGAUUCACAUACCAACAAUGUCACAGCAGUGGGGUUUCAAUGUGAUGGAAAUUGGAUGUAUUCUGGUUCUGAAGACGGCACGGUAAAGAUUUGGGAUUUGAGGGCUCCAGGGUGUCAACGGGAAUAUGAAAGCCGUGCAGCUGUUAACACCGUUGUCCUGCAUCCAAAUCAGACAGAACUAAUAUCUGGAGACCAAAAUGGAAAUAUUCGAGUUUGGGAUUUGAUAGCAAAUUCAUGCAGCUGUGAAUUGGUACCAGAAGAAGAUACAGCUGUGCGCUCUCUAACUGUAAUGUGGGAUGGGAGCUUGGUUGUGGCUGCAAAUAAUCGUGGAACAUGCUAUGUCUGGCGCUUGCUGCGAGGGACCCAGACUAUGACCAAUUUUGAGCCGCUUCAUAAACUUCAAGCACACAGUGGCUACAUUCUUAAGUGUUUGCUCUCACCUGAGCUCUGUGACCCUCAACGAUAUCUGGCUACAGCAUCAUCUGAUCAUACUGUUAAGAUAUGGAAUGUGGAUGGUUUCACCUUAGAGAAAACUCUAAUUGGACACCAACGGUGGGUUUGGGACUGUGUCUUUUCUGCUAAUGGUGAAUAUCUAAUCACAGCUUCCUCGGAUACAACGGCCAGACUUUGGACACUGUCAACUGCAGAAGCCAUCCGAGUGUUCAAUGGGCACCACAAAGCAACAGUGUGUUGUGCCCUCAACGAUGGCCCUGAAUAUUUGUCUUCUUGAACCCGUAUCUCAUAUACAAACGUUGAAUAGUGUGGAAAGAGCUGUUUAUUUCUUGCCUUGUAUUAUCAUGGAAAGAAGGGGCAAAGCCUUGCCCUACUGCUUAAUACUGCUUUGCAAACAUAAUGAUUAUUCAGUAUUUUUGCAUUUUUUGACAUGAAUUCUAUACCUUUUA
Messenger RNA from Vitis riparia (riverbank grape), 1273 nucleotides. Its product is annotated as target of rapamycin complex subunit LST8-like. The record is from RefSeq and is a predicted model, not a curated record. The transcript has 10 exons. Gene Ontology annotation, biological process: TOR signaling; regulation of actin cytoskeleton organization. Gene Ontology annotation, molecular function: protein binding. Gene Ontology annotation, cellular component: TORC2 complex; TORC1 complex. Lineage: Eukaryota; Viridiplantae; Streptophyta; Magnoliopsida; Vitales; Vitaceae. The coding region runs from base 151 to 1101 and encodes 316 amino acids.